AGUACAUACGGUACUCGAGAAUUCUAGUUGAUUUAUUAAGGAGCUGCCACUUAUGGAAUUAAAGAUGAUCGAGAAAGAAUUCUUUCAUCUUUCUGAUUCAACAUUCAAAGGUUGUAUUGCUUUUCUCCAUAACUGAAGAACUUGUACUCUCUCCUUCAUCACAUAUGGGUGAUAUGGAUGCUUCUUCAAUUCCAAUUGUGGGAGUAGAGGAUUGGGUUAAUAAUAUUAAUACUAAUAGCACACAUGCCGUUCUUGAGAGUAGACACAUGCCGCACUCGAAUAUGGAGUUUAAAUCUGAAGUAGAAGCAUAUGAGUAUUAUAAUGCAUAUAGUAAGAGAUACGGAUUCGGCAUUCGUCGAGAAUAUGUCAAUAGAAGCAAAAAGGAUGGAAUAUUAACCUCAAGGAGAUUCUCAUGCUACAAAGAGGGCAUGCAAGCUACAUACGAACGAGACAACUUGAUAAAAAAAUCCGAGAGCAGAAACUUGAACCGGAUGCCAAGCACGGAUGGUAAUUUCAUUUGAUCGUAAGAUAGAAAAGUACAAGGUUAGUGACUUUGUAGAUGAACAUAAUCACACUCUUCAACCUCUUGAUUAUGCAGUCAUGCUUUGAAACUUUUGGAUUUCAUGAAUAUUAAAGCUAUUCCUCAACAUUACAUACUUAAGCAGUGGACGAAGGAAGCAAGGUUGGGAAGCAACCGUGAUAUUAAUGGGAAACAUAUUGAGUUAGACGUUAAAGCUCACUUCAUGAAGAGAUAAAAUGAACUAUGUCCUCGAAUGGUAAAGUUAACAAAUAGGGCAUUUGAAUCUCAUGAAGCUUACACCUUUAUGUCUAAAUUAUGUGAAGAGUCUAGCAGAAUUAUAGAAGAGAUGUUGGCAAAAAUGUCUGUCCAAGAAGAAUCAAGUGGUGCAUGUGACGUUGCUAUAUUGAUUGGAUCCAGAAACAUUUAGACCAAUGUUAAUACUAUUGAUAUUGAUGGUCCCAUAGGAAUAAAGAAAAGAGAUUCUUCUAAUAAGGGAAAUAAGCGGCCUAAAUCUUGGGUGGAAAAAUUAGCAAGAAAGUGAAAGACAAAUGAAGUGCAUAAAAAGAAAAAAAGAUCAACCAAUUUGGUAAAAGACUCUUUUUUUUGUUAAACUAUGUAAUUUCUUGUUUUUUGUAGGUACCAUUUGCACCCACAACUGGAGGAAUCCAACAGUUGAUUUCAAAUUCAGUUUUACCUUAUAUGCACCAACCAUCUGCAUAUAUUCCCAUGACCAAUUCAUUCACUGAUUUCAUUGAUACUGGAGAGCACUUUGCGGGUGAAAGUCAAAUCAUUAAUCCUAACCAAGACCCAAAUAGAAGUGCAUAUUGUAAUUUUUGAGAAGGAAGUGGUUGUUUUUUUAGAAAAUGUAGAUUACUAAGAGCUCACUUGAUGGAUAAUUUAGGAAGUAGUCGUUUGUGAAACAUUUGAUUUGUUUUUGCUAUUUGGGGUGUUGCAAUUUACAUUGUGGAAAGUAGUUUGCAGACUUUCUUUUUGACAAGUUGUUUGCAGACUUAUUAAAAUGAAAAUUGAAGCUUUUGUUGUACAAAGUAUUUGUUUAUUUACAUUGUGGAUAGGAGUUUGGGAC
Molecule: messenger RNA, 1604 nt
Organism: Cuscuta epithymum
Lineage: Eukaryota; Viridiplantae; Streptophyta; Magnoliopsida; Solanales; Convolvulaceae
Source: the annotation of a GenBank genome assembly